Molecule: messenger RNA, 6121 nt
Organism: Stegastes partitus (bicolor damselfish)
Lineage: Eukaryota; Metazoa; Chordata; Actinopteri; Pomacentridae
Product: E3 ubiquitin-protein ligase DTX4-like
Exons: 10
Coding region: 106-2040 (644 amino acids)
Biological process (GO): protein ubiquitination; Notch signaling pathway
Molecular function (GO): zinc ion binding
Source: RefSeq, a predicted model, not a curated record
ACCAUCCGUCCGGUGCGGAGGAGUUUCUACGAUCCAGCCUCGGCCCCGGGUCAGGGCUGGCAGUGGGAGUGGGAGAACGACGCGGGCACGUGGACGCCGUACGACAUGGAGGUGGCCAUCGCCAUCGAGAGCGCCCACAACCGCCAGCAGCCCUGCCUCGACCUGACACCGCUCGGCUUCUGCUACCUCAUUGAUUUCCAGAACAUGACACAGGUGAACAGACAGAGCCAAAGGUGUCGGAGGAUCCAGAGGCGUGCCGACAUGGCCUAUCCUUUAGUGUCUGGUCCUCUCCCGGUCCCCAAAGGAGGAGGCGUAGGGGGUGGAGGCCUGACGGGAGCCUUGCUAGGCGUUGGGGUGUCCGGAGCCAGCAUGGGGUUCGCAGGCUCGGUCUACUCCAAUGGGGGCUUGCCGGCUGCCGGACUGGGCCAGCCCUGCUCCUGCCAGCAGUGCAUGCUGGUCCUCAGUGUGAAGACCAACACAGGAGGGACGAUGGGAGGAGUAGCAGGGAUACAGACUCUUGGUAGACGCUCGCUGACCAUGCAGCGGCCCAAGACCUUAGCACCCGCCGCCUCCAAGCCUCUGAGUCCGUCUAAAUCGGCCACUCUGGGACGAGGACAGCAGCAGAACUCCAACUCCAACUCCAACUACUACCAGACGCUGCCGCACGGCCUCGCCAUCUCCAGGAACACCGCCUCUCCGAGAAGGAACGCCCAGCUCUUCGCUCAGUCGCUCGCCGCCCUCACCGCCGGCACCUCCGCCAUGGGCAUCUCCGUGUCUUCCAACAGGCCGCCUCCCCCGUCCCUCCCUCCCCCUCAGCCCCCGUCAUCCAACCCGGGCCUGAACCCUCCGUCCGUUCCGCCCAAACAUUCCUCAUCCUCAGCCAACGAGUCGGUGCCAACCGCCACGUUGAUCACUCCCGCCAGCAACGUCACCACGCCUCCCUCUCCCGUGCCGUCGCCGUCGCCGCUGGUGAUGAAGCCGCAGCGCACGCCGUCGUCCGCGGCAACAGUGUGCCAUGCCCCGUUGCCGCAGCGAUCGAGCCUGGCCGGGCUGAGCAGACCGGCGUUGCAGAGGAUCGCCAUGGCUCAGUCCAGAGCGCUCAUAGCAUCAGGUGUGCCCACGGUCCCGGUGAAGAACCUCAACGGAUCCAGCCCUGUUCACCCUGCUCUGGCCGGGAUCACAGGAAUCCUGAUGAGUGCCGCCGCUCUGCCCGUCUGUCUGACCAGACCGCCGAAGCUGGUGCUGCAUCCUCCGCCCGUCAGCAAGAGCGACAUCAAACCGGUGCCGGGCUUCGGCCACUGCUGCAGGAAGACCACCAAGAAGCAGGCUCGCAAGGGUAAAACUCCAGAGGAGGUGGUAAAGAAGUAUCUGCAGAAAGUAAAAAGUCCACCAGAGGAGGACUGCACCAUCUGUAUGGAGCCUCUGGGGGGUCCGUCUGGGUACAAGGGCCCGGGAGUGGGGCCUGUGUCCAGGGCGGAGUCCGUCGGGAGACUAGCACAGUGUGGACACCAGUACCACUUCCAGUGUCUGGUGGCCAUGUACAACAACGGCAACAAGGACGGCAGUCUGCAGUGUCCCACCUGUAAAACCAUUUACGGCGUGAAGACGGGCAACCAGCCGGCAGGGAAGAUGGAGUACCACGUCAUCCCGCACUCUCUACCCGGACACCCGGACUGCAAAACCAUACGCAUCAUCUACAACAUCCCACCCGGCAUUCAGGGACCAGAGCAUCCGAACCCAGGGAAGCCCUUCACUGCCAGAGGCUUUCCCCGACACUGCUACCUCCCAGACAGCGAAAAAGGACGCAAGGUACUCAGACUGCUCCUGGUAGCGUGGGACCGCAGGUUGAUCUUCUCAGUUGGUACUUCGAGCACUACAGGAGAGUCCGACACCGUCAUCUGGAACGAGGUCCACCAUAAGACAGAGUUUGGCUCCAACCUGACGGGUCACGGCUUCCCCGACCCCGGACACCUCGACAACGUCCUGGACGAGCUCCGAGCUCAGGGCAUCACGGAGGACGACGGCCUGGUGGAAAAGUGAAAGCUACGACCGGCGGAGACGGAGGAGACGCCAGCGAGAGAACUGCAAAAAGGUGGAAGCAGAGGAGGAAAGAAAAAAUGGAGGAGGUCCUGGACUGAGAAAGACUCUCUCUGCCAGCACUUAGAGGGACGUUUAGAAGAUUUUUUGUUUUGCAGAAGUAACCACUUGCUGAGAUGUCGUUGCCGGGGGUCGCCUGUCAGUGCCAGUCUGUCCACAGUUUUUCAAGAAUCAACAGAAGUGAGUGGAGGUUUGAGGAAGCAGCAGCAGCUCAGAAAGAAAAACCAGGAGAAACAAAACAAACAAACAAAAAAAGGUUUUAGCUAGGUACUAAAUGACAACGGUGAGAGUGAAUCGGUACUAAUACUUAGGACAAAAACAAGUUUACUUUACUGAGAGAGAGAGUGAUUUAGAAAAAGAUGGAACCAUGUUAGAGCAGUUCAUUAAAAACAGGGAGAGAAAGGACAAAGGGAAGAAGAAGUUGGAGGGGUUUGGGAAGGAAACCGGAGAGAGAGCCGAGCAGAAAGAGAGAAAGAUGGCGUACGGACGUAGCGUAGGAUAGGAGUAGAGUCAAACUAACCUGUAUGGUGCUUUCUGGUACUUGAGCUAUUCGAUAAAAACACGAGGAGCGGUGACGGACGGACGGAGGGACUGAGAGCUGGCUUUGUUCAAACCACCCUUGUGGUUGUUGCGCCCUCUUGUGGGUUUUCCGGUGAACUGCAUCGGGCUGCAAGCUGCUGGGAAAAAAAGAAAAAAGAAAAAAGCAAACACAAAUAUCCCUUUGAGUUAUCCACCUGUGUUACUUUUAUCAUUGUUACUAUAACCCUCAUUUAACGUCAUUCCAUACUUUACCUCUCGAUGGGUUUUAUACGAGCUGUACGUUUCUGACUGUGUGUGAAAUGACAAAAGACCAAACCGAGGCCUCGUCUUUCGGGCCCGUUCGGAGUCUUACUGUUGAGCCACUGUGGUACGAGUUAACCUUAGAUGCACAGGUACCGGUGUUCUUUGUUUUAUCUCGUGGGUUCUGGCGGCCCACGAGGAGCUGUUUUCCACUGCAGGAGUUUUCGAGGGAACCUUUGAGGAACCGCCCCCUGUAGAACUUUUCCACCUCCAGGUACUUCUGAGCAGCCCUGACAAAAAAAACUAAAAACAAAAAAAACGCUGAGUGGUUAAACUCCUAGAGGACGACGAACGCCUUAAUGUCCUCGUCCAGUAGCAGGUUUCUCCUCACUCACAUCGCCAUCGUCAAAUUCAGACCUCCGUUGUUCUGUUUUUUACAUAGAACUGAAAUUAGUACGAGAAAAAAGGUCCGAUUACAGGGCUGCUGCUCUAAACUUGUUCCUGCUCCGGGUUCCUGCAGUGGAAAGCCGCCGUAUGUGUCGGUGGAUGGAGGAGCUGUUGAAGCUGGAGCCUCUCAGGCUGGGCAGAGGGUUGGAAGGUUGAGGUGGAGGACGGAGAGGAGAAAACCAAUACACAAAAACCUGCAAAACACUGCAAUCAGUACAACUUUAGAGGAUCAUUCUGGUUCAUUUUACUCUCCAGUAAUGUCGCGUCUCUGUGCUGACUUUACAUUCUUCACCUUUUGUUGUAGAGAUUCAAUAAAUUGAGGACUUGAGCCGUUUUUAUCAGGCCAAAAAGCUCCAACCUGUUCUAAGUUACUCAAAGCUUGUGUAAAAUGACAGUACCUUAACCAAAACGAGUCCAAUGUCCUUUAAAUGUACUCAAAAUUUGUUUAAAAUGGUGACUAGGUGACUCGGAACCCGUCUAAAAUAACAGAAACUAUUCAAAAUCAGUGAAAGAUUUAUUUAAAAUGACAAAAUCUGGCCUGUGUGGUUUACAAGUUAAUAAAAACAGGGAUCUGAAAUGAGUUAUAAUUUGUUUAAAAUGACUCAAAAUUCAUUUGUGAUGACACAAACCUGUCCUAAAUUACUCAACACUUGUCUAAAUGACAUAGGCCUGACCUAGGUGACUCGGAACCUGCCUAAAGUUACAGAAAUGAAUCUAAAUUUGUUUGAAAUGAUCAAACCUGUCCUAAAUUACUCAAACCUCGUCUAAAAUGAUUAUUCAAAAUUUGUUUAAAUAAAAUAAAAAACCUGAAAUGAGUUGCUAACAAAUGAAAAAGGGAUCCAAAAUGAGUUAUAAUUUGUUUAAAAUAACUCAAAAUUUAUUUGUAAUGACACAAACCUGUCCUAAAUUACUUGAAACUUGUCUAAAUGACAAAAACCCGACCUGAGUGACUCUGAACCCGUCUAAAGUUACAAAAACUUCUCCAAAGGGAGUCAAAAAUUUAGUUUAAAACGACUAAACCUGUCCAAAGUGAUACAAACUGUCCAAAAUGAGUCAAAGGUUUGUCCUAAACAUGUGAGAACAUAUCCAGAAAGAGUCCAAAUGUUCGUAAAAUGACUCCAAAUGUGUUUAAGAUGACAAAAAAAAAAACCAACAGCCCUUAGUUGAAGCUCAUCUAAAGUGGCAAAAGAUGAUGCAAAAUGAGUCAAAAUUGGAUUAAAAAUGGCUCAAACUUUGUUUCACAUGACAAAUACCUGUCUUAAAAUAAAAAAUAUUUUAAAAAAUCUGUAAAAAUAACUUUAAAUUGCAUCAAAGGUUGUUUAAAAUGACAAAAGUCUGACUUAGGUUUCUCAAAACUUAUCUACAUUGACAAAAAUCUAUCCAAAACGAGUCAAAGGGUCGUUCAAAUGGACUUAAACGUAACAAAAAACUACUUCAAAGUUACUUAAAGCGACUCCACAUUUGUCCAGAAUAACUUACCAUCCCUGAAUCUUUAAGACGAAGGAGAUAAGAAUGAUCCUUGAGCAGCUGAUGGAAAAAAAAACCUUGAUUUAAUGGAGGCUGAAUAACUUCUACAUUACCUGAGGUGAUGCUGCAUUCAAAGUGGCUGGGAAAUUAGCAUGUCUGAGAUCUAAUGAGGAAAAAUCAAAUCAAAUGCUACCAGAAAUUGAAGCGUCGUGAUUUCGUUCACUCUCCUGCUCUUGUCUCUGCCUCCAACCCGCCGCCCAGCCUCUGAGUCGGGUCAGUAAAUGAUGUUUUAUCGCAAAGAAAAUCUGUGUUUACGACCAACAAGCUCCCAGUUCAGGCUUCGCUUCGGCCCUCGUCCCUCCACUGACGACGAUGAUGAUGAUGAUGGUACUCCUACCUUUAUUAUGUUCUUCUUUAUGAAAUGUAGUCACACUUGCUUUUAUUAGCAUCUAUUUUUUUGACACUAUCAUAGAAUAAAUUGCCUUUUUGUUUUUUUUUCAUUUUGUACAUUUAUGUCGUAUUAAUUAUGCCCUUUUUCAUUUGUUACAGUUUGUUUACAAAGACAGUAUUAUUAAAUACCGUGUCUUUUUUGUUCUUCUUCUCUCUGUGUGUACAGACGUUAAGCUGAUUCGCUUCAUCUUUUCUUUGGAAAAGGAAUUCGAUGGUAGACUUUUAUCUGAGUGUGACAUGUUAUGAAUUUUAAUAGAAAGUCCUUGUACACUUGCUGUUCUGUUCAUCUGUUCUGCACGGAGCCUUUGUGACCGUGCAAGGUUCCACAGACGAUGUCUCGGUGGAUAUUUUACCCCCAGCAAUUAAAAAAAAAAAGAAAGAAAGAAAGGAUUAUUUUACAUCUUGUAAAAUGUUUUUAAAAUCCCAGAUUCCCUCUUGUGUUGUUGCAGUUUUUCUUGAAAAAGCUGCCCAAAGAGAAAAGUGGGAAAACACUGAUUUUGUACGAUCAGUUAGUCCGGUUGAUCCUAAUUUGUCUUUUUGUUAUUAAACGAAUGACUUUGAAUAAAAUAUUAUCACUAGUUUUAUUACUGUUUCUUUUAAACUGGGUCUCAAUUAAGCUACCUUUCUGUUCUAAACGUGCAUUUGUUUCGCCAUCACCGUUUCCCAUCCCGGCUGACGGCUCCAAACGUGGACACUAGCCCUCCGCGGCAUCUUUGUCUGUGAAGAAAAGGUGGGGAAUAAUGUGAUCACAGGUGCUGGUACAGGAGAGGCAGAGCAUCGGAACAUGAGGAGAAAAACAAAGUGUAAAUACUGCAAAAAUAAUUGCUGGAGUAUGAAUGAUUAAUACAUGACAAAAAAAAUAAAGAAUGAAUGAAACUUA